AUACAGAGAGACUGAACCUCUACUUCAGACUUCAAAGCUGCCUGAGAAGUGGUUGCCGCACCUGCACAGUAGCAGUCUGCUGUUCAGUUCUGCUCGCCGAGAAGCCAUGGCUGUGGUGGAGCUGAAGGUCGGGAUGCACUGCGACAGGUGCAUCAAGUCGAUCAAGAAGGCGAUCAAGACAAUCGAUGACAUGGAGAGCUACCAGCUCGAGAAGGAGACGAACAAGGUGACCGUGACGGGGAACAUCACUCCGGAGGAAGUGGUGAAGGCUCUGCAGAAGAUCGGGAAGACGGUAACUUACUGGGGUGAGUGAAGAACAGAGCCCGGAGGAAGACGGAACGGACGGGAGUCAGCUAGGUAGUCACUGUAUUUAACGAUGGGACAUCAGGAGCUAUUUGUUGUACUGCAGAUCGGGUAAUUUUGCUGAGUUUCUUUGAUGAAUUGGUAGAUGUUGGCUCUUCCCUCGAUUGUUCCUAAUUGACAGCGGCGUCGUUGAGUUGGGUUAACUCUUCUGUGAUGCCUAUAUUGAACUGAUGGCAGAAUCUUGUAGAGGAUGAACCCAACUUCUGUACGUUUCCACGGGGAACAUAUAUAUGUAUGUAUGAAAAAGAGUGAUAGGCCUGUCAGGAUUAGUUCCAGACUUUGAGUUUUCAUCUUAA
Hordeum vulgare subsp. vulgare (domesticated barley) is the source of this 659-nucleotide messenger RNA. Its product is annotated as heavy metal-associated isoprenylated plant protein 45. The coding region runs from base 107 to 313 and encodes 68 amino acids. The transcript is spliced from 3 exons. Lineage: Eukaryota; Viridiplantae; Streptophyta; Magnoliopsida; Poales; Poaceae. The record is from RefSeq and is a predicted model, not a curated record. Gene Ontology annotation, molecular function: metal ion binding.